This is a messenger RNA of Brassica oleracea var. oleracea, 1098 nucleotides long. RefSeq lists its product as uncharacterized. The transcript has 2 exons. The coding region runs from base 1 to 1098 and encodes 365 amino acids. The record is from RefSeq and is a predicted model, not a curated record. NCBI's taxonomy places the organism in Eukaryota, Viridiplantae, Streptophyta, Magnoliopsida, Brassicales, Brassicaceae.
AUGUCUUCUGAAAUGGAUAGAGCUCUCUUAGCCUUAUCCCUCAAAGAUGAUGAUGAUGGCCUUUUCACUCUACCAAAUCUCCCGCAGUAUUUCGCAACUGAAAGGAAUGCAUGCAGCUUAAUAGGACGACUUCUUAACCCAGAAUUUCAAAGGCUGCCAAAAUUGAUCCUCGAUCUACCUAGGAGGUGGCAGAAGGCGGAAAGGGUCAGGGGAUUUGCUCAGACUAAAGAAAAAUUUCAGUUUGUGUUCAUGCAUGAACACGAUCUUCAGGAAGUUCUCGACAAAGAGAAGCCUCCGCCUGGAUACUUGCAAUCAGUGUCGAUCUGGGUUAGAAUCAGUAACAUUCCAGUCAAUCACUACACUAAAGAAACUAUUUCUGAGCUUGGAGAUCUCAUCGGGCAUGUUGAAAAAGUCAUAUUUGAUCCCCGAAAAACCACAGAGGCAAGAGUCCUGAAUCUCCCAGGUGGUGAACAGACAACAAUAUGUUACUAUUAUGAAAAAGUACAGAAACGAUGUUACCAUUGUCAGAGAUUAACGCAUGCAAAGGAGCGCUGUCCUUUUCUAGAACAUGAUAAAGGAUCUAGAGAUCAAUCAACUGGUUUCAUGACUAUCUCUCAGACUCCUCGUCCCCAACGGGUUCUUGAAGUUAACGAUCCUCUGUUUGGAGUCUUAAAGGAAGAUCAAGUUGGAAUUAAUCCUCUCUCCGGUCGCCCACGUAUUGCUCCUGAGAUUCUGCAAGAGAUGUGUAAUUAUCUACUAGCUUCAAGCUCUAAAGACAGACAUGUUCGAGAACAAAGAGUCAUUGCUUCAGUGAAAGAUGCAGAGAUGAAUCCGGCCACACAGAGAUCAGUGAUGCAGCUCAUCUCCACUCAGUUGUUUACUUCAGACAUAAACAAAGGAAAAGGGAUAGUUUUCUUAUAUGAUAAAGAAGAAAGAAUGGGUCACUAUUUUAUCCCUAACCCGCAGCCUAAGCUUAUGGCAUCGGCAAUCUCCUCAGGACAGACGCUGUUCAACACUACAAGUCUACAACUAAUGUUUUCUGUAAACUGUCGCUACCAUCCCUUCAACAGCCUCAGGAGAAUCAAAUCAGUCCUCUGA